Micropterus salmoides (largemouth bass) is the source of this 5319-nucleotide messenger RNA. RefSeq names its product collagen alpha-1(XVIII) chain-like. The record is from RefSeq and is a predicted model, not a curated record. Lineage: Eukaryota; Metazoa; Chordata; Actinopteri; Centrarchiformes; Centrarchidae.
UGCUUCCAGCGAGGCGCCGCGUCCCCAUCAGCUGUUCCAGCAGCGUGCAGCAGCAGCGGUGCUGCAGGGAAGCGGUGAACAGUCCUUACACCCCGUUACCCCCGAAUAGUCUAUGUAGAUUUCCCACUCUGUGUCAGUGAAAGAAGAGAUGAAGAUGAGGUGUUGCUCACGGCUGGAGCGCCUUCUCUGCUGCGUCCUUAUUCUCGUCAGUCCAGCUGCAUCGCGGUGGCCAGAAGACAGUGCAGUGUCCCUGCUACAGCUGAUUGGGGAUCCUCCACCAAAUGAGAUCACCCAGAUCUAUGGGCCCGACAACAGCCCCGGCUUUGUCUUCGCCCCCGAUGCCAACACGGGCCAGUUGGCCCGUGCCCACCUGCCGAACCCAUUCUACAGAGACUUCGCCCUCAUCUUCAACCUUAAACCCACCUCUGACAAGGGUGGCGUCAUCUUCUCUGUCACAGAUGCCUCACAGCAGAUCAUGUAUGUGGGUGUUAAACUGUCAGCCGUGCAGGGCAGCAACCAGAAUGUCAUCCUGUACUACACAGAGCCUGACUCACAGCAGUCGUAUGAGGCCGCCAGGUUCCUUGUGCCCUCUAUGAGGGAUACCUGGACUCGAUUUGCCAUCGCUGUAAGGGAUGACAAGGUGAUGUUCUACCUCAACUGUGACAUAGACCCUCAGGUGAUGCGCAUUGAGAGGUCCCCGGACGAGAUGGAGCUGGAGGCCGGUGCUGGGGUCUUUGUUGGGCAAGCUGGAGGAGCCGAUCCUAAUAAGUUUCUGGGGGUGAUCGGUGAGCUGAGGGUGGUGGGAGACCCCCGUGCUGCUGAGAGGCACUGUGAAGAGGAUGAGGAUGACUCGGAUAUGGCGUCAGGGGAAGGAAGCGCCUAUGAGGAAUCCAGAACCACAAAAUCACCCAUGGAGAAACAUAUAUGGACGACCACUCCCAAGUCUUCCCAGCCCAUUCCGCCACCUCUGACAAGGAAAGAGGAGGUUUCGAAUGCAAGAGAAACAGGGCCAGUUGGAACUAAAGGAGAAAAGGGCGACAAAGGGGAGAGAGGAGACAAAGGAGACAGGGGUCCAAUAGGGCCGAAGGGAGAAUCCGGCUCCAGCACUGGCUCCAGCUCACGGGGUGGAGCCCGUGGAGAGAAGGGGGAACCAGGGGAAAAGGGAGCAAAGGGCAGUGCAGGCUUUGGCUACCAAGGAAACAAGGGAGAACCUGGCCCUGCUGGCCCCCCUGGCCCCCCUGGCCCUCCAGGGCCCGCAACUGAGUUUUCAGUAGGCAGUGACGGCUCAGUUGCUUCAACAGUCCCGGGACCCCGAGGACCAGCUGGACCACCUGGCUCCCCGGGCCCCCAGGGACCACCAGGAGCUGAUGGAGAGCCAGGUGAUCCUGGGGAGGAUGGAAAAACGGGUGCUGAUGGACCUCCAGGCUUCCCAGGAACCCCAGGUGACCCUGGACCUAAAGGAGAGAAGGGAGACCGUGGUGAGGGUCAACCUGGACCCAGGGGACCUCCGGGACCUCCAGGACCAGGAUUCAGAUCUACUUUUGUGGACAUGGAAGGAUCAGGGUUCCCUGAUUUGGAAUCUGUUCGGGGACUGCCUGGUCUGCCCGGCCCCCCUGGUCCCCCUGGUCCUCCUGGUCCCUCUACAGCAGGCACAGCAAUGGGUUCUGGGGCGUUCGGACCACCAGGAAAGGACGGGGCGCCCGGUAAACCUGGCUUGCCUGGUUUGCCCGGUAAAGAUGGUGUCUCUGGAGUUCCUGGUCCCAAAGGAGAAAAGGGUGAUUCAGGUGAGCUGGGUUUACCUGGAGCAGUUGGACAGAAGGGAGCUCAAGGAGACUCUGGUUUACCAGGGCCUGCAGGAGAGCCCGGACUGGCUGGUCUGCCUGGACCUAUUGGACCAGUUGGGCCACCUGGGCCUCCCGGGCCUCCUGGACCGAGUUAUCGGGUUGGAUUUGAUGACAUGGAGGGCUCUAGUGGAGGUUUUACCAAUGGACUUCCUGGUAUCAGAGGACCAGAAGGAAAACAGGGUCCUCCUGGCUUGCCUGGACUUCCGGGUAAACCUGGGUUCCCGGGUAUUUUAGGUCAGAAGGGCAAUGAAGGUCCUGUAGGAAGAGAUGGGCAACCUGGAUUGGAUGGCUUCCCUGGACCUCAGGGACCAAAGGGUGAGAAAGGGGACAAAGGAGAGAGGGGUGACGCAGGUCGAGAUGGAACCGGACUCCCAGGUCCACCCGGCCCACCUGGACCACCAGGACAAAUCGUCUACCAGACAUCCGGCAAUUUUGAUGGUGGUGUUGGCAGGGUUGGGUCUCAGGGAGGACCUGGUUUACCUGGUCAAGCUGGAUUCCCUGGUCCUAUGGGACCAAAGGGUGACAGAGGAGAACCCGGCCAUCCAGGCUCUGCAGUGAAGGGUGAGAAAGGUGAGCCUGGCUUAGUGAUCGGACCGGAUGGAAAUCUUCUGUCUCUGGAUGGGCUUAGAGGUCUGAAGGGAGACAGAGGACCUCCUGGACCUGUUGGACCCCCUGGUCCGUAUGGGCCUGCAGGAUUAAAGGGUGAAAUGGGAAUGCCAGGAAGACCUGGUCGCCCUGGUGUAAAUGGAUACAAGGGUGAGAAAGGAGAGGGAGGAGCCGGCUACGGCUACCCAGGAGUCCCUGGCCAGCCAGGGCCACCUGGACCACCUGGACCCCCUGGGCCAGCUGUUCCCUUAGAUCGCUUCAAUCGCUAUGAUGAAACUUCAAGGAGUUACCAAGCAAUUAAAGGGGAAAAAGGAGAGCGUGGUGAUCAAGGAAUCCCAGGAACAGCCUCUAAUUUUGACAUUUACACAUUCAAGAAUGAACUGAAGGGAGAGCGUGGAGACUCAGGUGUGAAGGGAGAAAAGGGAGAGCCUGGUGGUGGAUAUUAUGAUCCACGUUAUGGAGGAGUACAAGGCCCACCGGGGCCUCCUGGCAAACCAGGCCUGCAGGGUCCAAAAGGAGAUUCCGUAAUGGGCCCUCCUGGACCCCAGGGGCCAUCAGGACCACCAGGAAUUGGUUACGAUGGGCGCCCAGGUCCUCCAGGACCACCUGGACCUCCAGGACCCCAAGGAUCACUUCCUGAAGCACCCAAUCACUCCGUCAUUGUUCCCGGACCUCCUGGUCCUCCUGGUGCACCUGGAAGUCCUGGUGUCUCCUCUGGGGUUACAGUUUUGAGGUCAUAUGACACAAUGGUUGCCACUGCCAGACGGCAGACAGAGGGCAGCCUCAUCUACAUCAUAGACAGAGCAGACCUCUAUUUGAGAGUACGCGAUGGACUGCGGCAAGUCAUGCUUGGAGAGUACAGUCCCUUCUUCAGAGAUCUGGAGAACGAGGUGGCAGAGGUCCAGCCUCCACCUGUGAUUCUGUACCCCCAGUCCCAGGACCAGUCCCAGUCCCACAGCAACGGAGCUGGCCAUUACUCCCAGGGAGCUUCCAUUCGACCCAUUCAGCCGCCACCACACCCCCCUGUAGACCCCAGAUACCCCCCUCACUAUGAUCCCAGAUUCCCAGACACGAGACACACAGGUCAGACAGAUGGAAGACUGGCCACCCAGCAGACUGAGGACAGAUACCCUGUCACUCCGCAGCGACGACCCAGCCCACCUGUACUGCAGCCCCAUGUGGACACAGCAGGAUCGGGACUUCAUCUCAUCGCCUUGAACGCCCCUCACACUGGUAACAUGCGAGGAAUUCGCGGGGCAGACUUCCUGUGCUUCCAGCAGGCCCGCGCUAUAGGCCUGAAGGGGACCUUCAGAGCUUUCCUGUCCUCCAAACUUCAGGACCUCUACACCAUUGUCCGCAGGUCGGACCGGGAGAGCGUGCCCAUCGUGAACCUCAAGGACCAAUUAUUGUUCAGCAGUUGGGAGUCUAUGUUCGGUGACAAUGCAAGCAAAAUGAGGGAGAAUGUACCUAUCUACUCCUUUGAUGGUAGAGACAUCCUCAGGGAUAGCGCAUGGCCAGAGAAAAUGGUCUGGCAUGGAUCAAGCAACAAAGGCCACCGGCAAACAGACCAGUACUGCGAAACAUGGCGGGCGGGCGACCGCGCUGUGACUGGUCUGGCAUCAUCACUACAGAGCGGCCACCUCCUGCAGCAAUCCUCCAGUAGCUGUUCUGGCUCCUACAUCGUCUUGUGUAUUGAGAACGCCGCAACAUCACACUCCAAAAAAUAAAUCCCGUUCAUCCUCCUUUUUUUUUUCCUUCUGGGCCCCAGUUAAACACAGUUUUAUUUCCCUGAUAACACGCCUCGUGAAAAUGUGGUGUUCGAUGAACUGGCCCUACGGCUCUUCGCCUGGCAGAGAUGCUUUGCGUCUUCUGUUCCUCCCCACCACGAACGCCAAAGAGACAGAGGGGUGUUGGUCCUUUUUCUCGGGGGCAUUGGCACAUAUUUUCUCCAAGGGGUGGAACGUGAGAGGAGAAGCUAAACGCGUUCUCAAAUUGUAUCCAUUUUUUUUUAUUCUGUAUAUUACAUGUUUGACAUUUGUGAUUUUUUUUUUUUUUUGGAUGUUAUCAGUGUUUUACCUUUUGAACUGUUUAUAAAAAUGCUAUAUCCAUCCUGUUUUUAUUUUAGAUAUUGAUCAUUUCCACAUUUUUUUCCAAUUUCAUUUACCAAUUGUGGGUUACGACGGGGUACAGCAAACUUUAAAAGACUAUUUUAAAUUUAAAGAAGAUAAUAGAUAUUUAUUUUUAAAUGAAGUUAUGUAAGGACAAAAACAAUUUUUGGGAAAAUAAAAACAAAGCUACAUACCCACCAUUUAUAUUCACAGCUACACCGCACAGAACUUUUCAUUCUUUUCAAAACAUCUUCUAAUCAGAAACUGUGCCUUAUUACACAACCAGGACUGCUUUAAAUAAAUAAGCUCAAAUACUGAACCACUUCUUUUGUACGCAUUAUUCUACACAUAUGUAAAGGUUACAGCGUUUUUUGCUCAAAUGCAUUCAGAUGCUUUAACUUCACGCUAAAUUUAAAUGAUCUUACUGGACACAGACACUACUGUAAUGAAAAAUCCCACAUCCAGAGGGCCAGAUUCCUUCUAGCUGAAAUUGAGCCUUUUGAAUUUGAUUAUUUCCCUUUUUGCCACUUUAGAGAAACCUAUCUGUGAGUAAGCUGGAUGUGAUUAGUUUGCUGCUAAUCUUUGUUGGAGUGAUUGCUGUCACGAGUGUUAGCAGUAUGUUAAGGAGACAUUGAAUUUCAGAGACGACCCUGGCCUUAGUGCUAUGAUGUCUUGACUGAACCUGUGGAUAUCCAUUUUUAUAACAAAUUGUGCUGUACUGUUUCUCCCAGGCACUGAAUUAAAGUCUUUUUCAACUACAA